UCUCUCUGUUUCUCAAGGUUUUCUGCAGGAAUGGAGCUGAGCACCGUAAAAGAUGCAUUUGAGCAACAGCUGAGUACUGUAAAAGAUACAUUUGAGCGUGUUGCUAAGAAGCAAAAACUGUCAUCAUCCAAGUCUCAAGAGGUAAUUGAUCAGGUCAGUCAUGAAAUUGAACAAGCAUUGGCAAACAUAAAGUCAGUUCAAGGUCCCAUGUCUCCUGUUGAUCAGAAAUCCAUCCUCACUGAGCUAAAGGAUAGGCUAAAUGCAAUUAGUCCACUAAGCCAAUUAGAAGGAUCACUGAAAGAACUAAACAUUGAUCUUAGCAAGUACCCAAAAGUCCUUGAAAAAACUUUCAAUCCUGACAUAUCCAAGAGUUACAGAAAUUUUGACUUUGACUUCCAUAUAGUGAAUCAGAUAAUAAGAAGCCAUUUUUACCGGCAAGGACUCUUUGAUCUUGGGGAUUGCCUAAUACAUGAGGCUGGAGAACCAGAAGCAACAGCCUUAAGAUCUCAAUUCUUGGAAUUGCAUAAAAUACUUGAUGCUAUUAAGGUUAAAAACCUUGAGCCUGCCCUUAAAUGGGCUUCCACCAACCGUGAAAAGCUCCAGCUGAAUGGUUCAAAUCUGGAGCUUAAAAUUCAUCACCUGCAGUUUGCGGAGAUUUUGAAGGGAGGAAAUCGUGCUGCUGCCCUUAAUUAUGCCAGAAAGUUCCUUUCUCCUUUUGCUUCACUCCAUAUGAAAGAAAUUCAGAAGCUCAUAGUUUGCAUCUGUUGGAUGGGGAAGCUUGAAAGCAAUCCUCAUUCUAUGUUGUUGGCUCCAACCCAUUGGGUAAAGUUGUCAGAGGAGCUGACUUGGGAUUUCUGCAAUCUUGUAGGACAGUCAUACGGGAACCCAUUGAGCUUGACAAUAGCAGCUGGGAUUGAGGGGUUGCCAACUCUCUUGAAGCUGGCAAAUGUAAUGGCUGCAAAGAGGCAAGAGUGGCAGGCAAUGAAACAACUCCCAGUGCCAGUGGAAUUGGGAAAAGAAUAUCAGUUCCAUUCGAUUUUUGUUUGUCCUGUGAGUAGGGAACAAGGCAGUGAAGAUAAUCCACCAAUGCUGAUGCCAUGUCUGCAUGUUCUCUGCAAGCAAUCAAUCACCAAAAUGUCUAAAGGUAGCUCACGGACAUUCAAGUGUCCUUACUGCCCAACUCAGAUGAAGAUGAAGAAGAUCUCAGGAAGAAACAUAGCAAUGAUGGUUCUUGUGGUCGCACUCAUUGCUUUGAUGGUAAAUUCAGCAGCUGCUCAAAGGGGCGGAGGCGGAGGUGGAGGUGGCAGGGGUGGUGGUGGUGGUGGUGGCGGUAGUAGUCGUGGCAGUGGAGGAGGUAGCGUUGGUCGGGGUGCUAAAGGUGGUGGUAGUGGUGGUAGCAGCGGAGGUGUAGGUACUGGCACUCAAGGUAGAGGUGUUGUAGUUGGUGGUGGUGUUAUCGUAGGAACUGCUGGCGGUGCUUUGGCUGCAGGUGGUGGUACGAGAGGCAACGGAGGUCAUCAUAACACAACCUCUGCGUCCGUCACAUGGGGAGCGGCUUCCAAGUAUGGGUUCAUUGAACGGCUAUCUUUAAUACCAGUAAUUUUCUUGCUGGUCUAAGGGAUGCAGAGUAAAUUAUUUUUUUUUUAUUGUCCAUAAAUUCUACUUUAUUUCCUGAAGAUAGGAUUAUAAUUUGGUUUAUGUUGAAUAAUGGUGGCAAAUAGGCUUGGCACACAUGAAUCUAUUGUGCUGGA
Molecule: messenger RNA, 1751 nt
Organism: Hevea brasiliensis (rubber tree)
Lineage: Eukaryota; Viridiplantae; Streptophyta; Magnoliopsida; Malpighiales; Euphorbiaceae
Product: protein RMD5 homolog
Exons: 3
Coding region: 31-1617 (528 amino acids)
Biological process (GO): proteasome-mediated ubiquitin-dependent protein catabolic process
Cellular component (GO): nucleus; GID complex; cytoplasm
Molecular function (GO): ubiquitin protein ligase activity; protein binding
Source: RefSeq, a predicted model, not a curated record